Molecule: messenger RNA, 1638 nt
Organism: Saccoglossus kowalevskii
Lineage: Eukaryota; Metazoa; Hemichordata; Enteropneusta; Harrimaniidae
Product: medium-chain acyl-CoA ligase ACSF2, mitochondrial-like
Source: RefSeq, a predicted model, not a curated record
AUGUUGAACACUGUUGUAAAGAAGACACCAGACAAAGUAGCAUUUAUAUUUCCAGUAGAAAAGAUACACCUCACAUUUGCUGAAUUACAAAACCAAGUCACUGCCUUGGGAACUGGGCUUCUUUGCUUUGGGUUGAAACGAGGAGAUACUCUGGGUAUUUUUUCGUCCAGUGCACCUGAAUACAUAUUGGUACAGUUUGCUGCUGCACUGAUAGGAGUGGUAUUAGCACGAUUUCACAUCGGCUUGCCAAAUAAUAUGCUGAAAAAUGCUAUAAUUAAGAGUGAGUGUGUUGCUCUGGUAGUUGGUGCCAAAAAUGACGAGGUGUACAAGCAGUUGGAGGAAAUUGUUCCAGAUUUGAAAGCAUCAGAUUUUAAAAUAUUGCAAAAUAAUGGCAAAUCAAAACUUCAAUCAAUAAUUACCAACGUGGCGGCGUCUCAAGACAAAUGGAAGUCUAUUGAUGAUAUCAUGGAUAUAGGCAGAACAAACCCCGAAAAGGGUAAACGGCUACUAGAGGAAACCAGCAAAAUGCUGGAGUUUGGUGACCUGUAUACCAUUUUCUACACAUCUGGUAGUACUGGGCCAUUGAAAGGCACUCUCCAUACUAAUGUCACAAAUCAAAACAUGUACAUGGUAUUCGCAGACAGAUAUGGAUGGACGAAUAACGACAUUCUUCUGUCGGCGUGUCAUUCAUUAUCUCAUAUCGCUUCAGAAAUGUCUCACAUUGCUCCACUCAUACUGGGAAUGACAUCAGUCAUACUUUCCCCUGGUACAAACAUAGAAGAUAAUGUUGCAGUUAUACAAGAUGAACGUUGUACCGCACUAUUUUCUACCUAUCCUGGUCUUUAUAAAAUGCUACAUUAUGGCAACAUUGAUCAAUAUGAUUGUUCAUCUCUUCGCUACAUUCUGACUGGUGCAAGCACAAUUCCACCAGACUUUAUUCGGAAAGUCAGUACAAUAUUCCAAGCUAAAGUACUGAAUGCAUAUGGCUCAUCUGAAGCCGGAUUAGUCAGUGGGAGAGAUAUCAUAGCGAGUGAAAAUGAGGUUAUUGAUAAAGUUGGGCGCCCAAUUGGUCACACUGAAGUUAAGAUAGUGAAUCAAAAUGGUGGUAUAGUGCCAAUCAAUACACUUGGUGAGCUACUCGUCCGCAGUAAUUUUCUAUUUCGUUCUUAUAUUAAUGAUGAAGUCAAGACAAGGCAGGUUAAAAGCGUAGAUGGAUGGUAUAAAUCAGGUGACACAGCUAAGAUAAAUUGUAAUGGUUAUAUUACUAUUGUUGGAAGGCGCCAAGAUAUCAUCAUAAAAGGAGGACAAACAAUGUACUAUUCUAGCUUAGUGGAGUCUUUAUUGAGUCAUCCAAACGUUAUAGCAGCUUACAUAGUGCCGGUGCCAGAUGAAGAAUUACAAGAAGACUUCUGCGCAUGUGUCUCAUUGAUUGGCAAUAUUUCACUGUCUGCAGACGAGUUGAAGACCUACUACAGUAGUAACAUUGGAAUGUCGGAUUAUAUUCCAAAAUAUGUGAUCAUUUUUAAUGAUUUUCCGAAAACAUUAGUUGGUAAAAUAGAUCAGAAGACGCUGUGUCUCGAAGCGUUUCGUAAGUUAGGUUUGGAUGAAGACUGGCUUAUGCAUGGAAGACAAGCAUAA